This is a messenger RNA of Vitis vinifera (wine grape), 2019 nucleotides long. Its product is annotated as L-type lectin-domain containing receptor kinase SIT2. Gene Ontology annotation, biological process: protein phosphorylation. Gene Ontology annotation, molecular function: protein kinase activity; carbohydrate binding; ATP binding. The record is from RefSeq and is a predicted model, not a curated record. Bases 1 to 2019 code for a protein of 672 amino acids. Lineage: Eukaryota; Viridiplantae; Streptophyta; Magnoliopsida; Vitales; Vitaceae. The transcript has a single exon. Gene Ontology annotation, cellular component: plasma membrane.
AUGGUAGUAGUUCCUUCUCCGCUUUUAUUCCUCUUCUUUCUUGUCAACUUAGCCUGCUCUGACAACACCCAAUUCAUCUUUCAAGGGUUUAAAGGCGCUUCCAUUAAAAAUUUGAGCCUCAAUGGUGCUUCCUUCAUCACCUCAACUGGUGCACUUCAGCUUACUAAUUCCUCCAAAAACCUCAUUGGCCGGGCGUUCUACUCAUUGCCUCUGCACAUGUUCAAGGCCAAUUCACAAACUGUUUCCUCAUUUACCACCACUUUUGUUUUUGUCACUGUUCCCCUAGACCCUGAAAAUGGUGGCGGUCAUGGACUGGCCUUCACUCUAGCUCCUUCCAAGCAUCUUCCAGGAGCUCGAUCCGGGCAAUAUCUAGGGGUUUUGGGUCCAGGAAACAAUGGUAACUCCUCAAAUCAUGUUUUUGCAGUUGAGUUCGACACUGUUAGAGGCAGCACUAUCUUCAACGACAUUGAUGCCAAUCAUGUUGGCAUCGACAUCAACAGCAUGAAUUCUACAGCAUCAAAGACAGCUUCUUAUUAUGCCAAUCACACCCACCCUAAAGAACCACUUAAAUUGGAGAGUGGGACUCCAAUUCAGGCAUGGAUAGAGUAUGAUGCAACAAAGAAGAGUGUUAAUGUGACUAUAUCGCCUUUGUUUGUGCCUAAACCAGUUAGGCCACUCUUGUCCACCCGAGUUGAUUUAUCUCAUAUUCUCAAGGAAACCAUGUAUGUAGGCUUCUCUUCAGCUACAGGCAAGCUCUCCAGCUCACAUUACAUCCUGGGGUGGAGUUUUCGGAUGAAUGAAGUGGCGGUUCCACUCAAUCCUUCACGGCUUCCUUCAUUUCUAAGAGCAAAGAAAUCAGAAAAGGUAAGAAAGAAGGCUAUUGGGAUAGGAGCAGGAUGUUCAGCUACAACAGUUCCCUUGCUUAUGAUUGUUGUGUGCAUCUACUUGUGUUGUUUGCAGAGGUUGAAGUAUAAGGAUGUUGUAGAGGAUUGGGAACUGCAGUGCUCUCAUAGGUUCCCAUACAAAGACUUGUUUAUAGCCACCAAAGGUUUCAAGGACAGCGAGAUCCUUGGGUCAGGAGGAUUUGGUUGUGUGUACAAGGGAGUGUUACCUGCAACCAUAGAGGAAGUCGCGGUUAAGAAAAUCUCUCACAAUUCCAGACAAGGGAUCAGGGAGUUCAUGAUGGAGAUAGCAAGCUUAGGACGCAUGAGACACAAGCAUCUAGUACAUCUCCGUGGAUGGUGCAAGCACAAAGACGAACUCCUCCUAGUUUAUGACUUGAUGCCCAAUGGAAGCCUUGGGGACAUUCUCUUCAAUCACAAAAAGUCGGGGAUUCUCAAUUGGGAGCAGCGAUUCAGGAUCUUGAAAGGCGUUGCUUCUGCACUAUUAUAUCUUCAUGAAGAAUGGGAGCAAGUGGUUGUCCAUAGAGAUGUGAAGGCCAACAAUGUGUUAGUUGAUGCAGAUAUGAACGCAAGACUGGGGGAUUUCGGGCUUGCCAGGUUGUAUGAUCAUGGGAAGGAAGCCUGCACCACACAUAUAGUAGGCACAUUAGGAUACAUGGCACCAGAAUUAUCACGAACAGGAAAGGCCACAACUCAUUGCGACGUAUUUUCUUAUGGUGCAAUGCUCCUCGAAGUAGCUUGUGGCAGGCCACCAAUUGACCCAAAUGCCUCAUCCAAUCAGGUAUUGCUGUCGGACUGGGUAAGGGAGCGCUGGGUAGCAGGCUGUAUUAUUGAGGCAGCCGAUCCCAAGCUUGACAAUGAAUAUGUAAGUGAGGAGAUGGAACUAGUCAUGAAGCUGGGGCUCAUUUGUUGUCAAAAGAUGCCAGAAGCGAGGCCAACUAUGAGGCAGGUGACCUGUUACCUAGAUGGAAGUGAUAAUCUCCCUAGUGACAUUUCGCCAGAAUAUCUCAAUGUGAAUGAGAAUAAAUUGUAUGCAGACUUAUGUUCAUCAUCUCUGGGUGGCACCAUGGGAGGUGGCGUGAUCAGUUCCGGUUCACUGAAAGACGGCAGAUAUUAA